CGAACGGCUAGCAAGUGACCCUACUUAUAUGUCCAGUACUCCCAUGGAAGAGUCAUCAGUCUCACUUUCUUCCUCUGUUUACCCAACAACAUGCUCUCGCUCCAUCUUUCUUCGUCAGCAGCCUCGCAGCAAAUGGCAAAGGAUUUACCUACACUUGCCAUAGAAGUGAGUUAUCCGUUUCAUUCUCAUCUGAUCGGCAGAUCUGGACGGAAUAUCAAUCGGAUAAUGGAGGAUACUGGAACUCGAAUUCAUUUCCCAGAUCGCAAUCGUAUCGCCGGAGAGUCAAAGAGUAACAGCGUCAUCAUUCGGGGUCGACUUGCAGGUCUUGAAAUGGCUCGUCAACGUAUUCGGGCGGAUAUCCCGGUCGAAUUCGUUGUCGAUUGUAGCCUUGAACGGAUCAAUUCCAUCGGCCAGUCAUCAUUGCUUCAAUACUUCUCUACGACUUUUGGCGUCCUGUUGCGUUUCUACCCAAAGAUCGACGGUGUCGAUUGCCAGGUGAACAUCCGCGGGCAACAGAAUCGUGUCAAACACCUAAAAGAAUCUGUUGUGUAUUUUGGACGCCUGAUGCAUACGUCUCUCGAGUCUGUGGUGGUGAAGAUGGAGACAUCAUUCGAUCACGUUUGGGUUGUUCGCGACCACGUAGACCAAAUUGUAGCCAUAACAGGCGCCGGCAUCCGUUGCCCCGAUGUUUCUAUCUCGACAGAGUUGCCGAAAAAGUAUUGUAUUUGGAUCCGUGGUUCUUUAGAUCAAGUUCAUCUGGCCACUUCUAUGCUUACUGGACUUUUGCCAAUGCAGCUGAUGGUUCAGACUGAAUCACAACGUUUCAAUCCCUUUUUUUUGGAAGAGGCGAAAACAACUGACAUCUUGUUUAGGGUGGAACGUUCACUUUCGAACACUUUGACAAUUCGACUCGCUUCAUACGAAUGGAAUGCACGUAACCUAUUUGAUUUGAUGAGACGCUGCCUUGAUCUGCCUUUUGAUCAGAGAAUUCUGCCAAGUUUGCCAGAAUCGUGGUUAGCACUUGUAGAAAUCACCUGCAAUAGUUUCAUUCGCUCUUCGGCAAAACUUUCGAGUUUUUUGUCAUCUACAACACAAAGCGUUUCUCGGCAACCAAGUGCGAUCUUGAUGGGUGAUGUUUCGGAAUCUUGCAGUUCAAACAAUUCGAGACUUUCUUCACCUCGAGCUGCAAUUGAAUCCUGCAUUCCAGCAUCAUUGGCUGCCUCCCGAUUCGACCAGAAUUCAUCUCGUCUUCUCUCACAAUUGCUGGAAAAUGUCGGCUUGUCUCAUUAUUCAAAUUUAUUUGUUCAGAACGAAGUCGACCUGGCCAUGUUUUCCACGUUAAAGGACGAGGACUUGAUCAGCAUCGGUAUAUCUUCGUUCGGUGCCAGAAAAAUCAUGUUGAAUUCCAUCAGAGAAUUACGCAAAUAAAUUAACCUCGUCGUCAUUUACUACGUUGCAUAAUUAAGGACGUGUUCCUACCUGAUCAGUUGUUACGUUUGCUUCACGUAUUUCCCACUUUUUACUUGUGACACAGAAUUCUUGUUUGACUGUUUUGCACGCUGCUAUUUUUUCUUGUGCUCUCAUUUUGGAAAAACCCCUAACGUCUUAUAAACCUGUGACCAUUUUUUUCCCUUAUUACAAAUUUGACUUUCGUAAAAACGCGUUGUUUCUCUUGCUCAAAGUUGUUGACCGGUUGUUUAACCAAACCAGCUUCAUCACCUUCCUUUUCUUGGACGGAUUACACUAACUUACAACUCAUACCUUGUAAAAAAAUAAAAUAAAAUAAAAGUAUUUAAUUUUAAAGCAUCAUCAUUGCACUUGUCGGUCUUUUUUCAGUCAUGGGUGCCUGGCUGGGAGUAGUAAACCAGGCUACUGGGCAGUAAAAUUACAUCACUGCUGCAACGGUGUCAUGAUUUCUGCUGAUGAGGAAGAGAUUUUCGGUCAAAAUUUUUUAAACAUUCGAAGUAAAAUACGAUUUGAAGCAGUUGCAUACUGUUUAUUAGGAUUAUUUGACUGAAAAAAUACACAAAAUUCAAAAUUGUCUGAAAUCCCACUGAAUACAGUCGCCCUCUAUGUUUCCCGCCGAAAUUUUUACUUACUUCAUUAUUUACAUACUUGUUCAGGCUGCGUGGUUGCUGCUCGGCUGGGUGUAGUCUGGCUGAUUCCAUGCAUUAAUUAACAUGCUGGAUAUUUUUCAUUAACAUACAACAAUGUUUAAGUACUAUAGUUUUAUUCAAAAUGACACGGAGAUGGAUUAGACUUUUAGUUGCAGCGUUAAUAUUCGGAACA
Molecule: messenger RNA, 2289 nt
Organism: Daphnia magna
Lineage: Eukaryota; Metazoa; Arthropoda; Branchiopoda; Diplostraca; Daphniidae
Product: protein bicaudal C homolog 1
Exons: 10
Coding region: 91-1428 (445 amino acids)
Cellular component (GO): cytoplasm
Molecular function (GO): protein binding; RNA binding
Source: RefSeq, a predicted model, not a curated record